Silurus meridionalis is the source of this 3361-nucleotide messenger RNA. RefSeq names its product death domain containing 1 (gene dthd1). The transcript is spliced from 10 exons. The record is from RefSeq and is a predicted model, not a curated record. Lineage: Eukaryota; Metazoa; Chordata; Actinopteri; Siluriformes; Siluridae. Bases 382 to 3171 code for a protein of 929 amino acids.
UCAUUGGUAUUUAUAAGAAAAUGUUAAUGUAGGCAGAGAAAGUGAGACAGACAGAGAGAGUUAGAGAGUGCGACAGAGGCAUAAAUGUCUGACGAAGACUAAAAAGCAUUUUAUGUGCAGCCUGUCAGAGCAGAGGCCAUUCUUAAACAUACCCAUUACUCUUUUUUUAGGGUCCUUCGUUGCUAAGGGCCCGCUUUGUCUUUAGGCACACCCUCUUAUUGCUAUGGUCACCCAUUUUUACUACACCAAAACUGUAAAUACUGCCAAAUCUGAGAGAACAGACAAAGAUAGAAAGGGGAAGACUGAACAAAACAGAAUCACAGGCAGUCAGUGGUAUUUUCUGAAAAUAGACAUUGACAGGAGCCAGUUGUCGGAUCCACAAUGCUGAGGGGAAAUUUUAAUUUUGGAUCAUGUCCUGAGGACAAAAUUCUGAACAUGCUGCAAGUUAUAAUCCAAAGACUAGAUGAACUAUUACAUUCAGAGAGAACCAGCAACACAGAGGCACCUGGCUCAACGUUUACCCAAGCUUUUGUGCAUCCUCCUGGGCAUGGAGAUUCAGCAACAGCUCUUAGGAAAGUUCUCCAUCUUUUUAAGGAGUGGAGUGUGCAACACAAACACAGAGUAGGCUCUUUGAGAGAAAUACUAAGCACAACAGUACACAUGUUCCUGGAGCAAGACAUGCAUGCAAAUCAUGGAAACAUGCUCCCAAAGAGAGAGUCUCAAGCAAAACACCUGGGAACCUCCAAAGAAGGUAAUUUUCACAACCAUGUCUACAUCAGUGAUCUGAUUCAAAGUGUUUUGGGAGACGUGUACAGCAUUGAGAAGACGCUGUUGAUGAUCACAAAUAAAUUGGAUAGUGCGCUCAGCAUCAUUUCUGGAGCAAAACUGCAAAAUACCGUUGCUGAGACAACAAGGGACGAUCUUGUGAUUCAUGAUCUCAUGACUCAUUCAAAGGACAGGCUAAUCCUUCCACAGAUAUUUUUUAAAGAGCAGUGUGACCCUGAAAAUACUGGCCAAGAGUGCACCUCAAAUGUUUUGCCCCUUUUUGGUAUUCAGAAAUGGGUCCUUCAAAGCAAUCCGACAUGUCCUUUAAGGCAUACCCUAGCAGAGACCCAUGCUGCGUUUGAGAGAAAGACUAGCCCACAUGAACUGUUAAAUGAAUGCCCAACUGACCUUGAAAGACGAGAAGAGGACAGCAUUCUGAAGAGCCCUAGAAAUUAUGUCCUUGGACCUUUUGGAGAGGAUGCUGGAGAGGUGAAAAAAGAACCCUUAAAGGAGGAUGAUGUAUACAAGAAGGCAGAGAUACCCAGCACAGUGAUUAUGGAUGAAUGCAUAAGCUGGACACACGAAUGUAUUACAGUGGGUUUGACUGAUUCAGACAGAUCCUCCAAAGUCCUGUGCUAUAUAACCGCCCCCCUGGAUGUCACAAAGGUCAUCACAUGUAAGGCAGUUGACAGCCUCAGCUCUCUCAUGGUGUCCGGGUCAGAGGAGCUGGUCAGCAGUGUGUUUAAACUUGAUAACUUCAGCGGCACAAAGUGUCCUUUCCCGCUUACUGUAGCUGUGCCUUUUCAGGCUUGUUACCGCCUGAAUUACCGUGAGGUUGUGGUGAAAGUGGUGGACCAAGAGAAGAGGAUCAGUUAUGUCACCCCGACAGCCACUGAGGGCAUCUAUGGAGGCUGCAGGGGUACAUUCACAGUGGUGAGGGUGUACACUCUUGGUGUUUUUGCAGUCUUAUCACGUUUACAGAGGGAGACAUUCACAAUCCCAAAGAGAGGUCUGUGUCUCAAACUGAGUGUGGACUCCAGGAUAUGCCUAGACUAUCCACCAGGAUCUUUCAACACACCGGUAGUGGCUCAAGCAAUGGUGCAGCCUGUAGAUGCUAUGCUCUUGUCUACACUGAAGUGCAGAAAUGAUUCCUGUAACCCAAUUCUCACCACUAGCCCACUACUGUAUCUGAAUCACCCUUUAACUGUAAGCCCUCUACAACCUUUGACACUAACACUUCCCUGUCCUCCUGAACCUAAAAAGAUGAAUACAGGAGAGGAGAAAAGCUACACUUACUCUGAUUGCACAGCUCUAAUGCCUGACAAAAUCUUAUCACAUCAGGUCAGGGAUUUAAGUGCUUCAGUAAAGGCAACCAAAAGGCUGACUAAAGAUCAGCUGGUUGUCCUCGGGUGGAAAAGAAAGUACUGGAUUGUUCUGGAUAAAGUCUCUGUGAAGAAGCUGCAGACUGACCUUGUUUCUUUUGAGGUCUUGGAAAACUAUGAACGGCUUAUAGUUUUUCGUCUGUUCUCAUCUGUAAGACCUUCUUGCUUGGUGUUAUUAGCUGAGGAGCUGCAGGACUUGUUAAGAACCUGUACAGUAUCCAUAGCCAUCCACAAAAGGCAGGAGGACCCCAGUAGUGUGAUUCUGGCUGUUCUGCCCAGUAGAGAUCUGAACUGGGGGCUGGCUGAGCUCCAUACCCAGGCUUACUGUGAGUCUGCAGAGCAAUCUGCUGAGAUACUGAUAAGGGAAGGGGAGCAGCUCCUGAUAAAAUUCAGCGGGAACAUUUGCAGCACAGGUGACCAGUGCACAAAGCCUCGAACCAUUACAUUUCACAUUCAGAGGAGGAAUUGGCUGUGUUUGCAGCUGAAGGAAAUGGAUUCAUUUGGAAACUAUAGUUCACCUUAUUACAAAGGCAUGGCUCUACUGUUCCAUAUCCCCAAAGAUCAGUUGGUUUGGAAGGAAGACAAAGCAGUAAUAUCAGAAGAAUAUUGCUUAGGACCACCGGUCUGUAAGCUGCCACUCACUCUUCCAAAGACAGUGAAAACCCUAUCUCGGCCAAUCAGUGCAAAAUUCUUGCAGCAUGAUCAGGCAGAGCCCCUCUGUGAUGAGCUGCUAGCCUGGCUCUGUAGUGAGCUGUCUGAAGAAGAUGCAUCCCUGCUGGUCAUGUGCCUUCGCCUGCGCCGCUCAUCUGUCCAGCUGGCCCGUCUCAGAGCCCCGAACAGCCUCACACUGCAGAUUUUCAACAUCCUGACCACAUGGAGACAAGCACUGCCUUCCAUCACACCAAAAUGCCCUUUGCUUGCCCACUGUCUGACCCGAAUCGGCAGACCAGAGCUGGCUGCAGAACUGCUAAGAAAAGGGUGUGCAGUGGAAAGGAGUGAGAUGAGAAGCACAGAAACAAUAUGAACAUGAAAUCGAAAAUGUAAUUAUUUUAUCAACUUUCACGAUGGGAAAUUUUUAUUCAUUCUGUUCAUUUUUAAUAAAAGAGUUGUUAAGCUUGACACAAAUAAAUGCAACAUUGUAAAUAGGAUAUUUAAAUAUGGGUUUGUGUUGCUAUGAGAGAAAAUAAAAAACUGAUCAAAUUUCCCAACACAUU